UCUUCGAAAUAAGCAAAUCGCUGCACGAAAACUUACUAUAAUUUAUAAGAAAGUCUUAAAAACGUUCUAAAUAAUGGAAAUAGCUAAGUUUUCAAAUCUAAACAGAGGUGCUCCAACGAAUACUGACGAUCUUACUCCUCAAAAACCUAGAUUGGGAAGAUUUUUAGAUAUUUAUUCUCCAGAACAUCUUAAUUUAACUCCAAAACCAAAAGACAAGCUUGCUUUCAAAAAAUUAACAAAUGAUAAUCCCAAUAUUCUUACACCAGAACCAUACAGCAACACAAAUGACAAAUGCAGGACUGUUAAGGUACAGCAUUUUAAAAAUGCCUGGAGAAAUCGGUCAUUUGAGGGCAAUCAAAGCUUUCCACGUUUGAAACAUAAAGUGAGACCUUUAAGAAUGGAUCUUGAAACGCCAAGUAAAGUGAAGCCUCCUGUUGAUUUAGUAAGAGUUGAUGGGCCGAAUGGAUUACGUUUUAAUACAACUUUGGCUGCCGGAGAUGCGGCAGGAGCACCAACACAGUCACAAACUGACCGUCUCCAGCAAUCCAUUAACCCUAGCAAAGCUGUCUUUACCAUAGAACCUAACACCUCUAAAAUACUAAUAGUAAAUAGCAAGGCAUGCUCGCUGCUUGGGUAUUCCUCAGGCGAACUCUGUGACCUACGCUUCUCGGACCUUCUGAGAAAGAGAAGCAGUAAAACUUUCAGCUUACAUGAGGCAGAAGACGGGGAUAUUUCUGAAGAUGGCACCAUUAUUUUACUUAGUGGAAAGGUAGUAGAACUUCUAUCAAAAAAUGGUGGAUCAGUACAGGUGUCUCUUUGGAUUAGACAAUUGGACAAUGAUGGUCCAUGUUUGGUUGUUGCAGAACCAGUCACAUGCAAAAAUGUUGUGCUAACAAUAGAUGCAGACACAGGUGUUAUAGUUUCGUGCGAAGGAGAUGACGCAGCUUUGUUGUUCCAAGCGGAGUCCCCGGAUAAGCUGAUAGGAUUACCCGUUGCGUCUCUCAUACCUUCGUUACAGCUACCUGCUUAUGAUGCGCCCAUACCGAAGAGUGUCUCCAAGCAGAAGGCUACAGGACGAACCUUAGACGGAUGUUCAUUUCCACUGUGCCUUUGGAUAUCCAAACAAAGCAACAUCGAGUCUGCACCGUGGACUUCUAUAAAGACUAACAAAGAUAAACCAGUGUUUACAGUAAAUGUCAGGGUAACUUACAACGUUAGCGGUCUUCUAGUAGUAGACGAGAGCGGUCUGAUAACCGCGUGCAACCAACACUUCGCAAUGCUGACGUUCGGCAAAGCGCAGUCGGAAGUUAUUGGCCACCAUAUUGAAGACGUCAUACAGAACUUCUGCCGAGAAUCCGACCUUGUCAAUGUGCUGGACAGGAAUAGGAAUAUGACCCUUUCGCCGGUCAACAAUGAGAACGACGAUUCAGCUUCAGAUACAGACGAAGAUUCGUGCGGGGCAUUCAACGGAAGCCAAAAAUCAGCGUGCAUGUCGUUAAACGUGCAACAAUCCUUAUUGUCAACUACACGAGAAAAGUCAUCGAGCGCUCUUUGUCUCGACAAAUCCUACAGCUUGGUCACCCACACGCCAACACCUACUCAGGAUAUGGUCUCGAGUUUGAGUACAACUGAACAGAGAAAUGACACGUCAGCCCUCCCUGACAUCACCUCUGGAAUGUCCGGAAUAUCUAUCGACGAAGAGAACUAUUGUCAGAGCAGCAUAUCAAAGUCAAGGUCAGAAAAUAUUCUGCGUUCUGAACAGAGUAACUCAAUAAAACAAACCCCAUCAAAACUAAUCGAAAAAUCUGACUCAAUUUACUAUACAUCGCAACAUUCUCAAGAGGUAACACCUACUGGCAGUUCGUCCAGACUAAGAUUAAACGAUCCAUCUUUGAAAUUAUCGUUUGAUGCCAACAAAUGUAAAAAUAUGAAAGCUAACCUCCAGGGGAAAGAUGAUAAAAGUAGUAUUUCAUUAGAUUUCUGUGAUUCCAACGAAACAAGUGCGGAUUUUCUUACGCCCAUAAAUGAAUUGCCUCCUUCGGGUUGUGAAAUUGAGGAUUUGCCGAAACACAAUGGUAACGACGAGAGUAUUGAUAGUUUGAGUAACGAUAUCGAUUUGGAAACUCAAACCGAAUCUGCACCAAGAAGGAUUUAUGAUGACGAUCCUCCCGAAACUCCAUGUGCAAACAAACGCUUACUGCGUGCACACGUGACAACUUCAACUCCACAAAAGAGCCGUAACAGCAAAUCCGAACAGUGUGAUAUCAACGACUGUGGAUACAAGAACGGCACCUACCGAGGCGUUGCGCUUCAUAAAGAUGGCACUGAGCUCAAUGUUGUUUACACUGUUUCGAGUAUGCAGCUCGGUACUGGACGCACAGUGCGUUGCGUGUGGCUCGGCAUACGCCGCGGUGCGCAACCCGACGCACAGCUUGACUUAGCGCCCAGACACACCACUACGGCCUCCAGCCUCGCAUCCACCGCUGACAACUCGCUAGUACUCGGCAACAAGUCUGUCAGCAGCAGACCGCAAUCCAUGUCUUUGAUGAGCCAGUGUGGUGAAGAACAGAUCGCAGGAGAGUAUAAUAAGCAUUACGUCACAUUAAAACAAAUUGGCAAAGGUGCAUACGGUUGCGUAAAGAUGGCAUACCGUCGUUCAGACCGUUUGCUGGCCGUAGCGAAGUUUAUUCUGAAAGAGAAAGUAGGCGCCGCGUUUUGGACCGAAGCCCCAGAUGGCCGCCGGCUACCCUUGGAACUAAGCUUGCUCAUGACCUUGGAACAUCCUAACAUAGUUAGGGUAAUUGACGUGUUCGAGAAUGAAAAAUACUUUCAAAUGGUAAUGGAAAAGCAUGGUGCUGGAAUGGACUUGUUCGAGUUUAUAGAGAGGCGUCCGCGGCUCGACGAACCUCUGCUUAGCUAUAUCUUUAGACAGAUAGGUCAAGCCGUGGAGUAUCUCCACUGUCAUAACAUCUUACAUCGAGAUAUAAAGGACGAGAACGUGAUAAUUGACAACAAAUUUCAUGUCAAAUUAAUCGAUUUCGGAUCUGCGACAUACAUGAGCAAGGAUACUUUGUUUUCCACCUUCUAUGGAACCACAGAGUACUGCAGUCCAGAGGUCUUAGCUGGCAACAAAUACGCGGGUCCCGAGCUAGAGAUGUGGUCGAUGGGGAUAACCUUGUACGUGCUGACGUUCCUCGUUAACCCCUUCUCCGACAUCGAAGAUAUCAUACAGGGGCCGCUUACACUGCCGCAGAUCGUGUCAGAAGAUUUAGAUCAACUUCUUCGUUGGAUGCUAUGCAAGGACCCAAUACACAGAUGCUCGGUUGCCCAACUGAUGGCACAUCCCUGGAUCAGGCAACCAGUGGCCAUCAACAAUUACGUAUUUCAGGACAUUGUGGAUUGCGAUCGCCACGAAGCUAACCCGGAAAUGUACUUCAGUGGGAGCUUAGGGUCUCCGAGAAGUGGUUCGCUCGUAUCUCUUGCGGAUCCGCUCGCUAAAGAACGUUCGAAUCCUUCGGAAUUAGUGGUACGCUCUGGCGAUAAGAACAUUUCGCGCGACGAGCCAAAACGCAGCUCCGUCGCUCUGCACGCACUAUCGGGCGAUCGGGACGCGCAUUCGGACAACUACAGCUUGCGCUCCUCGGCUGAUAUAUUAGAUAUAUCAUCAAAACCCGUAUCGGAGGCGGCAUUAACGGACAUAAGUUCGGAUGCAACGGGCCACGCCGCCUGCGAUAUCGAUUACGACUGCGAUCCGUACGAAUGCGAUAGCUGGGACGAGUGCGAGCAGGACAGCUUCUCGUAAACCGCUUGCGAAGAGCGAGACACGAUUAUAUAACGAUAUCCAUGCUUGUUGUAUUGCCUAUCAAUGACUUGUGAUAUAGUGCAUAGAGCGUUUAUUAUGUAUUUAUAAUAAUCAAAAGCGCUCGAUUAAGUUGAUCGCAGAUUGUCGUAAAGCUGCGGAAGCUAUUCGAACGCAUCGCAUUUUUUUAACCGAGUCUAUCUGAUGCGCCAAGGAAAUACGUAUUGCUUUAUAUUUGCGACUCUUGAAAUUAUUACGGCAAUGUGCGAUCUACUUUAUAUUUCGUCCAUUAUACUGUUUUUUAUUUGACACAUUGAUCUAUUUAUCAAAACUACGUCAUACGCUUUCAAUUAUUGAUGUCAAUCUAAUCUAUGCGAUCGAUUUGUGAACUACAUGUCUUUGAAAAUGUUACCAUCAAAAAUGUUCUCAAAGAUUAAUAUAAAGUUUCACAGUAUACAUUCCACCAAUCUUAUUAUUGAUGUGUUAAGAUGACUGACAAGAUAAAAGUUGUGCACUGUUUCCUUCAUAGUAAGGUUUAAGAAUACACCUCCAACAAUGAGUUUCAGAGAUGUAUGAUGUAGAUGAGAUGUAUGAUUCUAGACAUUUUUGUAGAUAUUUUACGCAAGUCAAGUAAUACGAUCUUCAUAAACGUAUGAUACGUUUAUUAAGUGUCAAAUAGAAGAUAAUGUACGUAGCCUAUGUAUCUUAAGUUAAACCCAUUUGCUAAAGGCACAUUAAGAAAUUUUGUUCCUAUUGCUCCACCCUUGAUACCAAGUUUUUGGGCAUAUUUUGCCGAAACUUUUAAAUUUACAUUAUUUAAAUUUAAUAUUAAUUCUGAUUAAGUUAUUUAAAUUUAAUAUAAAUGCGUAGGAGCGGUAUACAUCAAUUUUACACAAUUUAUUUCACAGUGUACCUUUAGCUUACGGAGGCUUUAUUGCUUUAUGUAUAAUAAAAUAAAUUAAAAUUAAUUGACCAAUUCUUUACAAUUAUCUAUAUAAGUAGUGAAUGGCUAUUUUAAAGUAUAUUUUCGAGGACGUAAGAACAUUUUCUGAAACGAAAAAUUAAUCUUCAAUAUUUGACAGAAAAUUAUUAGAAAACAAACUAUAAAAUGGUCAAGUUAAAGCUGGAAUUUGCUCGAUUACCUCAAAUAUUAAAUCAUGAGUUUUGACAUAUUUCUCUGUAAUUUCUUGAAAAACAAUUUCGUACAUAAGUAAGUAUUUCAUUAGUUUCACUAAUAAAUAUUGUGUACCUUUUGUGCAAUUUCCGACUAAUUAUAUUUUUAUUUGAAAGAUAACUAUAUCUCGCUGGUAAAAGUUAAUUAAGAUUGUUUUAUGUCUAGGUAGUUAAAUAAAAUCUUGGAAAAAGCUUGCCAACCAAGCAUAUUAUGGAAAAUGUUCUUACAUCUUUAAUACUACACAUGACAAUUCAGUAUUAGUAUUUGUAACUUUUUUAUUUAUUUCUGUAUCUUGAGAAAUGAUCUCAUUACAGCAUUUACUAGGAAUUGAUUCUACACCUUGCCUAACACAGCUUUUAGAUAUACAUACCAGUAGUAUAGCAUAGUAAUAAAUUAGUAAUCUUCGAAUAAACCUUUCCUACAACUUUUAUACCUUCACACAAACUCGGCUUAAAUAGCAUCGUCAAUCAAAUACAAUCUUCACAUACUUCUUUUCAUAAUGUAAACGAUAGAAGAAUUUUCAACUAAACAUUUUUACAAUAUAAAGUAUUAGAAACCUCUUUUCCUGCGAUCUCAGAUAAUAAGUUAACAUAAACUAUAAGUACUAAUCUAUGACAAUAGCAAUUUGAAAAUAUUACAAUAUUAUAAGCUGAUCUCUCUUUACACGUUUGUGUACGAAAUUAAUCUUUAGUUUACUAUUUAUAAGGGUUAUUUUCGCUUGAGAUACUGUCUACGUUUUUUAUACCAAUUGCUAAAGCGCCGGUCGCCGCAAUAGUGUCAACAUCAAGAAAUUGCACAAGGUUCUUCAAUUCGAUUUCCUUUGGAAAAUAAGUUGCAUGCGCGACCGACCCAUCGAUCACACAGACGCGAAUGCAAUUAUUUAAACGAGCUACUUUUAGUCGUGACGUAGCUCAACCGUUAGUAAUUAAAAUGACCAACAGUUCCGUUGCAUAAAUAUCUCGAUAGUAAAUUGACAGGUCUAUUGACAGCAAUGCUAUCCAUUCUUCUUGUUAACCGUUACCUAACUAUUGUGAUGACUACUCUAUAUAUGUAGUAUUAAACCAACACUAAUAGCCGUCAGAAACAGCACACAGAACUUUUUGUGCUCUCCAUUUGGUACCCCCUCACACACUCUAUACUUUUAAACAAUAAUUCAAUUCUUAAUUCACAUGUGACAUUAAGUAGAGUUCCUUGUGGAACUGUGCCUUUUAGUAUUAAAAUUUGCAUCAGCUCAAUCGUAGAGUCCUUUUUGAAUAUCGAAACACUAUAACGUCAAACUGAAACUGCCCUUAUACCAUUGGUUUAAGGCAAAUAAAGCAAAUUAGUGGAAACCUGAUUUUGAUUUUACAAACGUUUUCUCUAGAAGUGUGCGCGAAUUUAAGUUUUAGAACGAUGUAUACAAGUUCCAUUUUACUCUGCCGUUACAGGGAUUUGAAUUUCGAAAACUACUCUAAAUCGAUCGCGUAAAUCUUAAACUAAGGAUACUCGAAACUAUUAAGUACUAUAGACCUAUCAAUUUAGUUUAAAGCCAUUUAACAACCGAAUUAGAAAUAAUGUUUUGCGAGUCUAAAAGCUAAAUUCCACUUUUAAGCCGCAACUAAUUAGUAAUAAGCUUACAUUUGAUUCUUAGCAUUACCAUUGGUCGAUAGCCAACUUAUUCGAAGUGUGGGAAAUCUUAAAAAAACCUAUUCUAAUUUUUACCUUACAUCCCACCCUUUGCAGGACCGUUUUCAUUGAAGGCUAGGGUAAUCUUUCGGAAUGCGGGCGAUAACUAAAACGUAUUUUAAUAUUAAAUGGCAUGCUGGUGUUAAUACACUUGCAGUGCAGUAAGCAACUAAUUUACUAGGCAUUAGCCCACUUGCAGAAUUGAUAUGCUUGGUUCAAUCUAUCUAGGCUAUCGAUCAAAGAAAAUGCGUUGCUUCGGUCUAUUCUGACAUAUCAGGCUCAGUUUUUCUCCGUUAGUAUUUUAUAAGUCACAAUAAAUAUAUAGUUUGCAUGUGGCAAGACACACUUGUAUUAGUGCUAAUUCUGUUGUACACAGAUCUACUAAAAGUAGGGAUAUCACUUUGAAAAUGCUCCCCUUAGUAAAGUAUAGCCCUAUCUUAGAACUCUCAAUUUAGUGUACUUAAUGGAUUUGUGUAAAACAGAAAUGGCACCAAGAUCAGUUGGGCCUAUCUGAACUUUCAAUAUUCCGGAGCAUGCCAUAUACGACAUUGUGUAAACUCUAUAGACUUGAGAUGACAAUUUCCGAGUUAUGAUUGAACAUAGAUAACUAACGGAUUUAACAUUUUCAUCUCGCGCUAUCCUUAAAUGACCUGAAUCUUAUAUGUUGGUAUAAACCACAAAUCUUAAGAAAUUAACUGAUGACAUUUUAAAAUUUUGUACGUAAUAAGUAUUAAGUAACUAUUAAAAGGAAUUUCCAAAGAUCUAUAGUCUAUACCUAUUUUACAGGAUGAUUGCUAUAGAUUUGCAAUUUAUGUGGGUAAUAUUAUUAUUAAAUCGUACAUAGGAAGUAGUAAUGUUUAAUAUUAAGAACACCUUUAUUCUUAUGAUUAAUAUCUAGAAGUUCACGCAUUAGGGCAAUACUUGUGCAAAGUCGGUUGUGCAUAAAAACUUAGCAUAUUCUCACUCCGAACAGCGCAGCAGUGGAAUAGGCCAAUUAGAUUAUGGAAAGAUGGCGUGAUAAUAUUAUCACUAUGUUUCUGUAAUCCGAUUCUACUCCCGUAAAAAGCGUAAAGGCUUUUUUGAAUUUUACACACAUGGUUACUUUGGCCUAAUGCAAUACAGUUUGCUAACCAAGGCCGUAAACAGCUGGGGAGUUUUGAGGAUUCGAACCUUCCCCGAAAUUCCUUUGAUCAACGCAUUGUUUAAUUUGUAGACACACACGUAAUUAUUUCAGACUCUUUUUUUGGAUCUGUCUGAGUUUCCUCAUUGGUUGCCACGAUUUUCGACUCGAAGAGAAUAGAAUUUUCUUUAAAUAUUGGCUGAAAUAUAUUUUGCUCGUUACUUAUUUUCCCUGAUCCAUUGGGGCCCCAGAAUCUUUCUGGCUACAGCCUUGACGCUAACAUGUGUACUAAACUAUUGGUAGGACUAAGAACAUACCGUCCUUUUCUUUAACAAACAUUUCGAAAAGAACGGCACUACCUUUUAGUCCUGUCAUGAACUGAGGUUUUGUUCACAGCCGAAUUAGCACCUGUAAUGUUUUCUUACACAAUAAUAGAUUUCUAGUAAAGUCUAAAAAGAACCAAAUAUAAAUUUUAGAGUAGAAAAUAAACAUUGUAAAUAUCAUUGAAAUUUAAUGUAAUGUAAAACAUAUCUGUCUUCGUUUAAUCUUUAUAGGAUUCCACAUUUAAAUAAUUAAAAUCUGCAAGAUUAAUCUGUGAUGUUACCAAGUGUAAAGUUGACUCGGGUUGACUGUUUGUCUCUUAAUGAAGACAUUCAUUUAUUAGAUUUGCUCGAUUUUUGAAGAUCGUUAUAAGCGUUCAGUCCAAAUUCAAAUUUCAUUUAUUUCAAGUAGGCCUAAAUUAUUAAUCACUUUGGGAACGUCAAGUAUAGUAAGCUUGUAGUGACGUCGCGUUUAAAAUUGAAUGUACCACUAUGGUUGCGGAAAGCAUAGUGCUAGAGAUAAUAUUGUCGCUCGUUAAUCAUCACCUAAAAAAUCUAGCAAAUCUUGCAACUUGAAAUCAAAUAAUUGCUAUAAAAUAUAAAUUACGAUCACCAAAAUUCGUGUGAUAGGGGAGGUUGAUAUGUAUUUUUGUUGUAACUUCGACCUCCUCAUAAAGCUGAAGGAAAGAUUCCUUAAAACCGUACUGGGCUCCUUCCUUUAUUAAUCUAAAUAUUAUUUUUAGUUUAAACCUACAGAAAAAUUGUAAAAAAAAAGUAAAAGCAUUGAAAAUGAUUAGAGAUUAAAAAAAGCCAAAACUGCUUUACACUUAAUGUUAAUCUUGUGCAGUAUUUAAUAUUUAUGGUAUUAGAAUAAUAUUUGUAAUUGUAUUGCGUAGCCUGAACCAAGAGCUGAUGAAAAGAUAUUUCUUACCAUUUGCCAAUUUCGCAAAAUAAGUCUUCGGGAAAAAAAAUUAUUUAUUAAUUUAUCAUAAAGUAGACCAAACAUUUAUUUUUUGUUCAAUUCAAAUUGCUUAUUAGACAUAGAGAACCGUGUCGUAAUUACAGCUAACUGCACGAGCGCACGUACACAAUUCUCAUUAUCUGUUUCGAGUAAUGGACACACUAUGACGAGACUUAAAUGGUUUUCUUUAUUUUGAAGCUUUAGGUUGUGGACCCAUUAGGCUGAUAGUUUGCUUGAGUUAUGUUUUAUUUUAUAUGUCGCGCUAUAAACAGCUUAUUUCGCUGAUUGUGGCCUUUUGCGUGCCGCUCAUUCCGUCAGCAGACAAUUCGCAUUACAAUUGGCAGCAAUAUAGUAUUGGCGAAUCAAAUCUAUGGGCGGCAGUCGUAUCCAAUUUGCAGCUCUAGACUCUGCUAGCCGACAGUCAGCUGCCAAACUAUUUGAUGGAUCCGCAGCCUUAGUUUGUCUUUACUUAACGUCCCGCGCUCCUAGCGGAACUUUUGGGUACUCAAAAUUAAUACGACCUUAAGUCGAGGGACAUUUGGUGCAGUUUACAUUGUUUUAUAAUGUCUUGACACUCGGAAGACCACUUCGAUUGUUCAAAUCUCGAAAGUAUUCAAUGAGUGGGUGUCACAUACAUCAUAAAGCUGCAUCUUCACGAGGGGCUUAUAUCGCGUUAAAUAGUCAAAUAAUGGUUUCAUCUAAAGGGCAUAUUGCAGAUGUGGUUAUUUUUUUGCAUCAGCCCUAAAAACAGAGUUGGCGCAUGACGCUCCUUAUUCUUUGUCUGCUCUUGGUUGAGCACUGGAAAUAUAGAAUUAUAUUUUUGUAGUGAUCGAUUAUGAUUUUUAUGUAGUAAUUAUUUUAUUGUCCGACGCGUCCGUUUAUCAACUAGUGCCUUACGGCGGACGGCGGGUUACGUUGCUCGUAUACGACGUACUUAUGACCAUUCAUCGUAAUAAAGUAAUUAAAAACA
Molecule: messenger RNA, 10009 nt
Organism: Pararge aegeria (speckled wood butterfly)
Lineage: Eukaryota; Metazoa; Arthropoda; Insecta; Lepidoptera; Nymphalidae
Gene: Pask
Product: PAS domain-containing serine/threonine-protein kinase
Exons: 22
Coding region: 74-3802 (1242 amino acids)
Biological process (GO): protein phosphorylation; negative regulation of glycogen biosynthetic process; intracellular signal transduction
Cellular component (GO): cytoplasm; cytosol; nucleus
Molecular function (GO): ATP binding; protein serine/threonine kinase activity
Source: RefSeq, a predicted model, not a curated record